UUUCUCUUUACGAUUGGGAAAGAACUUUUUUUAAUUGGCGUUGCAGGACGAGAUUGCGCAACGGACAUCGACGACUGCGCUUCGAAUCCUUGUAAAAAUGGUGGCGAAUGCGUUGAUCAGGUGAACGGGUACAGAUGCAUUUGUCCUGUUGGAUUCACCGGACAUGAGUGCGAGAAUGACUACAACCAUUGCGAACCGGAUCCUUGUGAAAACGGCGCUCCUUGUUUUAAAACUCAGACCGAUUACUACUGUCAUUGUCCCGAAGGAUGGCAAGGAAAAAACUGCACGGUUCCCAGGUCGAGUUGUGACAGUCCGCCAUGUGAUGAAG
Agrilus planipennis (emerald ash borer) is the source of this 328-nucleotide messenger RNA. Its product is annotated as protein jagged-1-like. Gene Ontology annotation, molecular function: calcium ion binding. Gene Ontology annotation, biological process: heterophilic cell-cell adhesion; establishment or maintenance of epithelial cell apical/basal polarity. Gene Ontology annotation, cellular component: plasma membrane; protein-containing complex. Lineage: Eukaryota; Metazoa; Arthropoda; Insecta; Coleoptera; Buprestidae. The record is from RefSeq and is a predicted model, not a curated record. The transcript is spliced from 2 exons. The annotation marks the transcript as partial.